This is a messenger RNA of Porites lobata, 1131 nucleotides long. The record is from the annotation of a GenBank genome assembly. Lineage: Eukaryota; Metazoa; Cnidaria; Anthozoa; Scleractinia; Poritidae.
AUGUGGGACAGGAACAUCAUGUCUUCUUGCGAAGUAGUAAAAGACCGUUUAUAUUUUGCUACGGUGAGUUGCAAGCCUCGAAACAACGCUUCGUAUCAUUAUUUUAGCGUAGAUCACGAUGGGACUCUAGACGGUUGUAAAUUUCAAGACACACCUUACUUCGGACCUUCGAAUCUAGCUGGAAUUUAUCGUUUCUGCUGUCUUGUAAACACUAAACUUCACGUGAUCCCUGCCUCGAAGAAGAUAGUACUUUACACUACUGCUAACGAGGGACUUGCCGAAGCGAAAAAGCGAGCGAGGUCUGUCUUCCUGUGUGGUGCGUUCGCGAUGUGUCAACUCAAAAUGACCGCCGAAGAAAUAUACGGUUUACUAGAAGAACACUUGCACUCUUCAAAUUUGGCUCCUUACUGUGAUAUUAAUGGCAAUGUAUCUCACAACCUUAGUAUCUUAAACUGCCUUAAAGGUUUUGAGAAGGCAACUGCGUUGGGGUUCUUUAAGUUCGACGAGUUCGACUUGAAUAGAUACGAGCAGGAGGAGCACGCUUUUGAUCUGAACUGGAUUGUUCCCGGUAAGUUGUUGGCGUUGAGCGAUCCUCAAAGAAGGCCAGAAGUAAAAGCGAGUCGUUUCAGUCGACUAAGGAAAUAUUUUAGACAGAUUGGUGUCAAGGGAGUUGUAAGACUGAACAAGGACGACAACAUGAUCAAAUACGGGCUUAUUUACGAUGUGCGUUGUUUUACCGCCAACGGUUUUAGUCACAACGACUUUUACUUCGAAGAUGGCGGGAUCCCUUCGAAAGCGAUUAUCAAGAAGUUUACGAGAGCCGUAGACCAGUGUGAUGGAGCCGUGGCCGUUCAUUGCCGAGCAGGUCUGGGAAGAACAGGGACUCUGAUCGCUUGUUAUUUGAUCAGGCAUUACCGAUUUUCAGCUGCCGAAGCCGUGGGUUGGUUACGCAUCUGUAGGCCGGGCAGUGUGUCUACUCUACAACACUGUUUCUUGGAACAUAAACAAGAACCAAUCAUGCGUGGAUAUCCGGAGGACAUGAAGAUCGAAGACCUGACUGACGCAUUUGAGAAAAGCUUGAACAUAUUUUCCUUCCAGUGUAACACGAUUAUCGAGGAAAAUGUGGUGUAA